GCUACAGUGAGGAAGAAGUGAAGCUUGCUCACUAUAUCUUUGAUGAAGAUCUUCCACCUGAUGAACCCUUGGUCCAAAUUCUGUCAGAGGUUUGUAGACGGAAGACAUUGUGGAGCUUAUGCCCUGCGUCAUGUGUCCAUGCUGAUUGAUGUCUGGUAUACUGGUCGUGGAAAGCUCGUGUGCUUUCUGCCUACAGAAUUUCAGGAUCUGGUCAUGAAUUAUGGCAUGACACCUACAAUUGCAUUAGAGUCAUUCCAUACAAAAUUUCUUUCAAAAGCUCUUAACUGCAGAAAGGUGUGUUUGCUCAUGCAAGAUAUGAUGGAUGAUGGAGGAAUCCACUGGUUUUUAGCUAUUAUUUUACUGGACGAGGAACAAGUCCAAAUCCUGGAUCAGUUUCCAUCAUGGGAGCGGAUAACAGUCCGUAUGAGUGCGGUGGAAACAAUGAUUGAGUUUGUGGACGACUUGUUCAAUGCUUUGUAUAAGGAAGUGGAAAUCAAAUGUGCACCACCAAAGAUUAAGGAGUUUUCUUGGUCAACUCCUUCAUGUACAGAACAACAGCACAAGAAUGAUAGUGGGGUUAGGGUGUGCGUCUGGAUGAUGGGUGCAUCCUGGUAUUCUCACUAUGGCAUUUGGCCUUGUGGUGAUAGGAGGAGAAUGCAGGUGGCUCUGUACCUUGUCAAAGAGCCAACAAAUUACAUAAGGCACAAAAUUCUCAAGAAAGCAAUUGCAAAUGCACCGAGGAAACAGCUCCAGAUUCAACUUAUCAAGAGGCAAGAUGCCCCUAAACCUCUACAGGGAAGCUUGAAGAUAGAGAAAUUUACCAUGACCAGUUCCAGAUUCAUCAUCCUCUCUUCUUCCAAGCCGCACCCAUUUCUUCUCAAGUGCGUGGUUUCGAUCGUCGACGACAGCGCGACCAUGUUCCCGUUCAAUUCGUUCAAAUCCCUACCUUUAAACGAGAAGCUCGUGCUGUAUCCGCCGAAUUCCGCCCAGGCGCUGAUUUUCCCCAACCUCUUGGCGUGCCUCCGUCGAUUAAACCUGAUUUAGACAGCGAGCUCGAAGAUGUAGUGGAUUCCUUCGUCGCCGUAUGAGAGGAUGGAGAGGAUCAGUUCCUGUUGGGAGUGGAAGUGGGAGGAGCAGGAGCCACUGCGGAGGAAAUUCACGUACUGAACGAAUUUCCUGAUGCGGAAAUGCCUUCCUGCCGAGGCCGACGAUGGACUCGAAGCUCUUGACGCGGUUGGGUAGAAUUAGGGUUUCGGGGAGGAUCGUGGAGGAUAGGAUGAUCUGGGCGGAAUCAAUAUGAAGGUGGAGG
Linum trigynum is the source of this 1309-nucleotide messenger RNA. NCBI's taxonomy places the organism in Eukaryota, Viridiplantae, Streptophyta, Magnoliopsida, Malpighiales, Linaceae. The record is from the annotation of a GenBank genome assembly.